This is a messenger RNA of Apis laboriosa (Himalayan honeybee), 1799 nucleotides long. RefSeq lists its product as uncharacterized. NCBI's taxonomy places the organism in Eukaryota, Metazoa, Arthropoda, Insecta, Hymenoptera, Apidae. The record is from RefSeq and is a predicted model, not a curated record. Gene Ontology annotation, biological process: positive regulation of voltage-gated potassium channel activity; regulation of synaptic transmission, cholinergic; sleep. The coding region runs from base 126 to 647 and encodes 173 amino acids. The transcript is spliced from 3 exons.
UCGACGACAACCCUUCCUCGUGCCCAGUGCUUCACCCUCCGUCACGAAUCGCAGUUUGGAUCCUGCAUUCAAACGGUAAACUUGUUCCACAGGAUAAAAAAAGAAUCGCUACGACCACUUCCGGAAUGAAUCGAAGGAUCGCGUCGCUAAUCAUCAGCCUUGCCCUCGUGUUGGCGGUUCGUUCAGACGAGAAAUUAAAAUGCUACAUGUGUACUUCGUUAACGGACCCUAGCUGCGACACGGAUCUGAGCACAGAGGAUAUCAAAGAAUGCACUUUGAAUAACAUGGACUCGUUUAAAGAAAAGGUUCAACAGCACAACGAUUUAAAUAAGAUAUCCGUCAUUUUCGAAGUCGACAAAUCACAGUAUUAUCAAGCAUCCGCUCCAAUGGCAUGCGCUAAAAUGAUUUUUAACGUUAACAAUCGAGACGUGACAGUGAGGACUUGCCAGACAGCGAAGAUGGAGACUAUCGAUCCGUGCAAAGCGAUCGAAAGCAAAGUCACCAACAAUAUUCAUGAUCUGAAAAGUUGCGACUUAUGCCAACAGGACGCUUGUAACGGUUCCAUUUCUGUUUCACCAAGGAUUCUGCUCCCACUGUUGUCCACCAUUGGUGCAAUAGCUUUCGCUUUUUUUUACAAGACCGCGUAACCUUUAUAAAUUAUCCAAGUUGAAAGAAUCGAUUUCGAUUAUCCUGUCGAGUUACGAUUCCAUUUAGCAUAUUCUAAAAUUUGAAACACACACAUAUACGCAUGUAUAAGCAUCACAUUGUUCAUUGAUAUUCCACGUCGUUUCACAAUGCGUUUCGAAUCGUGAUAACGGAUAUAUUUGCGACAUGAAAGAAAAUCGAUUAAAAAAUUUGUUACAUAUAAUAGAUCUCUGAGUUAAAUUAUUUAUUUAUUUAUUUUUUUUACAUUAGAUAUUAUUUUAUACAAUUCUUGUUUAUAUCUUCGAAAAAAAUCAGAUUAGAGUAAUAUUUGUUGAAAAACAAGCGAGAAAAUCUAUUGCUAUUGAUUACUCGAAUUUGAAAUAAAAUUUUUUUUUCCGAUUAAAUUCGUUUCGUAAAUCGUUAUUUCGAUACGUGUAAUUUUGAUACAAUUCCAAGAACAAGAAAUUUCCAUUUUCUACGUUUCAAAAAUAACGAAUCAAUUAGCAAAUUUUAUAUAUCAAAUUUGAAAAUUAAAACAAUGUAGAACGUUAUGGUAAUCGAUUCCACGAUUCCAUCGCCUGUAACGCGUGUUCUUUAUAAAAAUUCGAAUAUUAUAUUUAUAAUUGCAUAUUUGAGCACGAACUUAUGAAUAAGUAAAUACAUUAUAUAGCUAUAUAUUAUACGAAUUAAGGGGCUUAUGUGAAAUUUUGGCCAGUGUUUAUAUCGAGGAAUACCACUCACAGUGGUUGCUUGACAAGAUCGAAUAUAUAUAUAUCAUCGCACGAGAAUUAUUACGAGCAAUAAAAUAUGCGUGUAUCGUUAAAAUUUCUCAAAAGAUACGAAUUUUAAUACUCUGUAUAUAUACGCGAUUAAUAAUCGAGAUUAAUAAUCGUCGAAUAAUUUUAGAUUACAGAGGGAAAAUUUUGACAUUUUCGCUAUGUGUAUAUGAAUUUCUUAUCUUCUUUGUAAAUAUCGAUGGUUAAUCUAGUUUCAACAAUUAACUCCAUGUUUUUUUUAUCAAGAUGCGAGCGAUAUAUUUAUGUAGUUUCGGUUUCGAAAAAACACUUACUGUACUUUUUAGUGUAAUGUUUAUGUAACAUCUUUAAUUCUAAAACAGAGGAAUUAAAAUAUAUAUAUAUAUAUAUGAUCGAAAG